AUGAGCGGGACAACUCACGUACCCAGUGAUUUGACAUUAACAUCAUUUCCUUUCGAGGUUAGAGAAGAUGAGCAACCAGAAACGGGUUCCAAGUCGUUUAUGGGAUUUAUUUCAAGAUUUUUCAACGAAAAUCAUGCUCAACCCGAAGAACCCGUGCCCACUCAAUUACCCAGCAUCUCAGAGACUUCCACAGUUGAGAUCAAGGCACCCCAAAUUAGUCCUAGUUCAGGUUUGUUAGCCUUGCAUUUAUUAUGUUGUUCAUUAUUAUCAUUUACCGUUAUUGUUGUCUAGAUGAAGCGUCUUCCCUUCCAAACAGCCGAAAAGUUUCUAAAAUAACAAGGUUGUUAAAAGCCGGAUCAGACAAAGAUCUGGUUGAUUAUAAUGGGACCGUCUUCAAGAGGUAUUGGAUGCCUGAUGCUGCUGUUCAAGAAUGUUAUGAAUGCCAUGAAAGGUUUACGGCGUUUCGGAGAAAGCAUCAUUGCCGGUUUUGUGGACAGAUUUUUUGCAGCAAAUGUUGUUGUCGGCAAGUUUCUGGGGCGGAAUUAGGUAUGUUUUGGCACAUAUUUUAUUAUACUUUAGGUUACUCUGGUCUCCUUCGGUUGUGCAAUUAUUGUUUUGAGCGAGUUGCAAUGCAUUUUAGCACUUCUGAUAGGCAAUCACGAGCUCAGACCCCAGUCCAAGGGUCGCCGAGCAGUAAAAGAAAAGUUUCCAACGCUGCCGGGGCUUCAAGCAUGGGUCAAUCAACCGAAAAUAUUCUAAACGGAGAUGAAGAUCUUCCUGAUAUUUUAAGUAACGCCGAGAAACCGAAUGUUGGUGUUGAGGGUGAGUCUUGUUGUUUUGCAUUACUUAUUUGUAGAAGUUCGCUUGCCUGAGUUGGAUGCAUAUUCUUCUUCAUAUGAACCUCGAGCUGAUGAAAACGAGCCCGACUGGGUAAAAAAUCUUCGGAACAAAGACGACAAUCCCACAAGUAUUUUUGCACCGACAUCUAUUCCCAUGAAUACGACCACGGUUUCUGAAAAAGAUCCAGUUUUAACUCCUUCAACCCACUUUGAAGUCAAAACGAGAUGGGAUUCUUUUCUGGGCAGUGAGUCUGGCCGCCCGUCCAAUGCUCAACUAUUCGAAGCCAAAACAAAUGCUCUUCUUGAUUAUUUAUUUGAGUAUGAACAGGUAUCCAUGGCUGUUUGGAAACCAUUACUGGUGACUUUGGCUCAAGAAAUUGUUAAUGCCAUUAAUGUGGACACGAAUGCAAGGCCGAAGUUGAUUAAUAUUCUGGACUAUGUUCAUAUCAAAAAAUUAUGUGUGAAUGGGGAAAGAUCGAUAGAAGUGAGUCUAAAGAUGUUAUUCUCGAUAUUUAAUUUGAACUUCUUCCCAUAUAAAUAAAAUUUCUAGAAAGUAAAUGGUGUUGUGUUCUCGAAGGCCUUGCAUCACCGGUCAAUGGCGAGAUAUGGUGAAAACGCUUCGGUCUUAUUACUUGCCGGAAAUAUCACAUACGAAAGGGUGUUGGAGAAGAUGUCGUCAUUAGAACCCAUCUUGCAACAAGAGAAUGAAUUUCUGAAAAACCAAGGUAGACUGAAUGCAUAGACUUAAUAUUGUCUUUCUUAAUAGUUGAGAGAAUCUCUGCCCGGAAAGUUAACUUGGUAUUCGUGGAGCACAGUAUCUCUACAAUAGCCAUGGAUCUUUUCCUCGAAGCACAGAUUGGAGUUUGUACUGACUUGAAACCAGUUGUUUUGGAAAGAUUGUCUAGAUGCACAGGCGCCGAUAUCAUUAAUUCAUUGGACGCCCAAUUUCUACAACCAAGGAUCGGGUUCUGUCCUCGGUUUUAUGAGAGAACUGUCAGGUUGGCUAAUGGAAAGGAGAAGCAGUUGAUUGUAAGUUAUAACUAAAUAUCUUUUUAUGUACCAUACCUAAUUUAUUGGGUUUCGGGAGGGUUUACAUGUACUAGCUGCCAAAAGCUGGCAAUUUUUUUGUUUCUUGUUUAACUCUGCUCAAUGUGGAUGGUUUAAACGAAACGAAUAUCAGCCGCCAGAAGAUCUAUGGUUUUCCGCGGCAUUUGCAAGCGUGGAUUUUUUUUUUGAAAGGAUCAAGAGUUUUUUUUUGUGUUUCAAGAAUUUUACAUUGACAGUUGUACCAUUGAUAGCGGCAAGAAUUCUCUACAAAAUGGUAUUUGUUUGGUUUAAAGUCGUCCACGUUGAGCAUGGUUUACGCAAGAAAAAAAAUCGACAGCUUUUUUGGUAACUACUGUACGUUUAGGUUCUUGAUGAAUGUGAUGGCUCCUUGGGUAUGUCGGUCGUUAUUCGAGCCGAGUCGGAAAGAGAAUUAAAGGCGGUAAAGAGGAUCCUCAAGUUGUUAUUGCAAAUAUAUUACUCUAACAAAUGUGAAAUUGCUUUUCUUCAAUUGUUUAACUCAUCCGGUCCUUUGUCAACAUCAUCUUGUGAUAUUUGUGCAGAAAAUCAGUCGGAUGACUCUGAUCGAAAUGAAGAAUCCGAGUUUGGAAUUGCUUUGAAAGAAUGCCAGCUCACAAAUACCCCGCUUAUUCGUAUAGUGGCUCCAUAUUUGGAAAGGGAAGAGGGCAAGAAAUGCUUCUUACUUGAUUAUAUUAAAAAGGUAAGACUUUGUGGGAAGAUGCAUAAUAUAUUGUAUUUUUAGCCUGCGUUUCAUUUCUACAAGCAUGAAGAGUUGAUUGAAAUGGCCAAAGCCGAGUGCGAUGUAGAGCACAAAAUUAAGCAAUUGGAAACAGAGAUAAAAGAAAAUAAAGUGGCCUUGGAAAAGAAGCAUGUCCAUUCAAUAUUGAAGAACAAGCAUCUCAGAUCAACCAAUCUCGAACUCUCCGAAUAUAGAGUUCGAUCGGCUUUUCUGUCUCGGAGAUUGGUGGAAGUGAAGAAGGAAAUGGACGAGAAGAGGUAGGAAAUUGAUAUAACCUGAGAGGAUUUCAGUCUCGAACAAAAAUGUCUCUUCUCGAAGCAAGCCUUCCAAAAGUUUGAAAAGCCCUCUAGUCGAAAUGUGGAUGUUCUGAAUCCUUACAAACAUCAACGAAGAGCGUUUCUUUAUUGUGCCGAAGGGGUGUCUCGACGAUGGCAAAAUUGUGGAUCCUUUUGCUCGGGCCCUUCUGUUCUCGUUUGGAGAUUUUACAGUGGAGGUGAAGACUUGACACUAGGGAACUUCCUAAGAAGGUUCUGCUUUAAUGUUGAGUACAAAUGCAAGGAAUGUGACAAAGGAAUGGUGGAACACUUUAGGAAGAUCAUUCAUCAUAAUUCCUGCAUCGAAAUCACUACACAGAACUUGGGUCAAAAGAAUUCACUGGCCGAGUUUUGCGAGUUCGAUGAGGUCAACGAAUUUGACAGCGACAUUCUUAUUUCGUGGAGACAAUGUGCUCAAUGCAAUGCCCGAACCAAGGUAACUUUCAUUAUGAAAUAACUUUAUGUCUGCUCAAGGUAUGGCCCGUUAAUGAACUUGUCCAGAACCUCAGCUUUGCCAAAUUUGUUGAUUAUCUUUCGAAUGCGGUUCAUUGGAUAUCCGAAACCAACAAGGAAUGUCAACACUGUACCUUCCAUGAACAUCGUCAUCUCUUUGCUUCUCAUAAUAUGGUGACCAUGUUCUCCGUAUCAACAGUAAGGCCUCUUCAUGUCCUCUUCGCUCCAAUGUUAUGUCAGAUCAAGCCAAGAUUGGUCCCUUCUAGAAGUUUGAUCACUGAAUUUAAUGAGACCUGCCGUUUGUCUCAAGAGAUUUUUAAACACAUCCAGGAGUCCUGCAACGAUCAACAAUCCACAAAUUACCUCAGACAGCUGGAAGAAUAUUUAAAGUAAGUGAAAUUGUUUGACCCAAAUUCCUUUCAGUAAAUUAACUGAUGGGUUUGAUGAGGACGGAUCUAUUGGGACUUCUGACGAGAUGUAUACGGACGAUCCAGUCGUUAUCAAAUCGGAAGGCAACCUUAUUUUAAUAAGACAUUUCUUGAAUGCUGUAAUUGAAGAAUGGAACGACCGCCGAAGUCAGCCCACCCAAAUUGAGCUUGAUCCCAUGGCCAAAUUGAAGAAUCUAUGUGCUAAAUUCAAUCUUUCAUUAACGGUACCUCUUGAGGAAAAGGAAGAUCUAUCACAAUUAGAUACGCAAACCUUGGUAAGAAGUCGGGAUUCAGAAUCCAAGGAAAUGGACGGAUUGGCCAAGAACCAACCCAAUCAGCUGCCUAAUCCCUUUGAAAAGGAUUAUCAUCUUGAAUUCCCUAUUCAUAAGUCGACAACACCGAUCGUUGUGAGGGAUUCGAGCGACGGAAAGAGUCCGGAUAUUGGUUCAGUAAGUCACAUAAAUGUAAUCGAGAUUUCCCAAUAGAUGAUUGCGUUUGCUUUGUCGUCACGGGAUUAUAACGAGAAGAAGAAGUUUAUGGUUUCGAAGGGCACCUUUAAUCGACCGCAAUCCCGGACUCCAUCCGCCAGUUCGUUCUCCAGUUGGUCUAAUCUCAGCAACACUGCUGCUUUUCCACAAAUCCCAGCUCAACCCUUAGGUUCACCGAAGUUGGAAACGAUUCCAGUACAAGAUCCCGCUUCUACUUCAAUCGAAGUGGAGUUUGCAGAUUCCAAGGCCCAUUAUUACGUAAAGGUAAACUGGUUUCGACAGCACUUACUCUUUCAGAUUUACUUUGCCGAGAGUUUCCAUUUUCUCCGGGAAAAGAUCUUCCCGGCCGGCGAAUCAGCAUUUUUGAGAUCACUUUCAAAGUCCGAAAGUUGGUCCCCUCAAGGCGGCAAAUCAGGGGCAUCUUUCUUCAGAACCAAAGACGAGCGAUUUGUAUUCAAGCAAAUGUCAUGGGUAGAGAUGGAGUCCUUCAAGAAAUGCGCCCCCAAAUAUUUUGAAUACAUCAAUAAGGCGUUGAAUGAAAAGAAACUGACAGCUCUAUGCAAAGUAAGUGAUCGCCAUUAAUUUCCCAAUGUUUUAGAUAUAUGGAGUUUUCAGAGUUGGCUACACUUCCAAGAAAGGAAGCCAGUUGAAGAUGGAUCUCCUUGUCAUGGAGUACUUGUUUUAUGAAAAGAAAGUAAAACAAAUGUGGGACUUAAAAGGAUCCCUCCGAAAUAGAUGUGCUUCUACCAAAACGGACAUGCCUGUCCUCUUGGAUGAAAACCUGGUGUCAGACUUAUGGGGGAAUCAACUUUACGUUCAACAUCACUCAAAAGUCGCCCUCAAACAGGCGAUUACGAAUGAUAGUCACUUUCUAAGCAGCCAAGUAACUUUAUUUGCCAUUGAAUCAAUAUUAACUUAAUUUAGGGCAUCAUGGAUUAUAGUUUACUGGCUGGAAUCUGCGAAGACACUAAUGAAGUUGUCGUGGGUAUUGUUGACUACAUGAGAACAUAUACCUUGGACAAAAAAGUAGAAAGCUUUGUAAAAACGGCUUUACCGAACCCCCACCUCCCUACUGUAAUAAGUCCUGAGAAUUAUUGUAAAAGAUUCUGUGAUGCAAUCGAUUGCUACUUCGCUAUGGCUCCAGAUCAAUGGACCUGUCUGGAUUCCACUGUCGCUUAA
Bursaphelenchus xylophilus (pine wood nematode) is the source of this 5505-nucleotide messenger RNA. Lineage: Eukaryota; Metazoa; Nematoda; Chromadorea; Rhabditida; Aphelenchoididae. The record is from the annotation of a GenBank genome assembly.